Pygocentrus nattereri (red-bellied piranha) is the source of this 4568-nucleotide messenger RNA. It is a transcript of the gene slc12a10.1, whose product is annotated as solute carrier family 12 member 10, tandem duplicate 1. Gene Ontology annotation, biological process: chloride transmembrane transport; cell volume homeostasis; chloride ion homeostasis. Gene Ontology annotation, cellular component: membrane. The transcript has 28 exons. NCBI's taxonomy places the organism in Eukaryota, Metazoa, Chordata, Actinopteri, Characiformes, Serrasalmidae. Bases 158 to 3325 code for a protein of 1055 amino acids. Gene Ontology annotation, molecular function: sodium:potassium:chloride symporter activity. The record is from RefSeq and is a predicted model, not a curated record.
GUAGUAACUAACCUGACUGUCUUCAUAUCACCUUUACAGAGGAGAGGAUGGGUUUCCUCAGACUCGAACCCAGGAGUGACUCGGCGGAGGAAGACGACAUGCUACAAGCUAAAGUUAGCAAGGAAUCCAAGUCGUCACCAAGGCUUCAACCACAUCAAUGGGGCACCGCUUCUCCAGACGCAGAAUGUCCGACCUGGACAGCUUGCCUCAGGGCCGCUUUUCCUUCAGCGAAGAGGCGCCUCCGCGGUACUCAGGUGGAGGGGAUCAGGAUACCGUCAGAAACGGUCAAGCCAGCAGCCUCAGCCGUGACAUCAACGUUAACAUGGAAACGAUCCCAGGACAGCAGUCCGACCGUCGGGCUUCGAGGCAGGACGGGCGACGACCGUCCAUUUACAGCACAAUGGAUGCGGUGCCUCAUCUGGAGUUCUACUGCAACGCCACCGCUACAGGCCGGCUACGGCGCAGCAGACCUUCCCUGGAGACUCUCCGCAAGGCUUUUGAGUGGUCAGGACCCCCAUGGACCCUCACAGAGCAGGAUGGUGAAUCGUGCAAUAAUACGGGAGACUCGGGAACCGGAAGCCUGUCUACAGUCCCAGAGCAGGGGGAGGAGGAGAAUGGCGCUGAGGGGAAGACGACUGAACCGGUCCGUUUCGGCUGGGUCACGGGCGUUAUGAUUCGCUGUAUGUUGAAUAUCUGGGGAGUCAUUCUGUUCCUGCGAUUGUCCUGGAUUACAUCUCAGGCAGGAAUCCUUCUCACUUGGGUCAUCAUCUUAAUGUCCGUCCUGGUGACCUCGAUUUCUUCAUUAUCUGUGUCCGCCAUUGCCACCAAUGGAAGGGUCUCAUCGGGUGGUGGCUACUUCAUGAUUUCCCGCACUCUGGGUCCUGAAAUGGGGGGCCCCAUCGGUAUGGUGUUCUCCUUUGCCAAUGCUCUGGGCUGUGCCCUCAACACUGUGGGAUUUUCGGAGUCUGUCCGAGACCUCCUCGUUGAGUAUAACGCCGUCAUGGUGGAUGAAAUCAAUGAUGUGCGAAUCGUAGGUACCAUCACGGUCACUGUGCUUCUGCUCAUCUCAUUGGCUGGAAUGGAGUGGGAGUCAAAGACCCAGGUUCUGUUCUUCCUUGUGCUGAUGGUGACCUUCGCCAACUAUUUUGUUGGUACAUUCAUUCCAGCCACUCCACAGAAGCAGUCAAAGGGUUUCUUCGGCUACAGAGUUGAGAUUUUUGUGGAGAAUCUGUUACCUGACUGGAGAGGGUCAGAGGGAAAUUUCUUCCAGAUGUUUGCCAUCUUUUUCCCCUCUGCUAUCGGCAUCCUGGCAGGUGCCAACAUCUCAGGAGACCUGAAGGAUCCACAGACUGCCAUCCCCAAAGGAACAAUUAUGGCCAUCUUCUCCACAACAAUGAGCUAUUUAUUGAUUUCCAUCACUGCAGGAGCGUGUGUGUUGCGCGAUGCCUCUGGGAACCUGAAUGACAGUUUGCCAGUGAACUACUCUGGACCAUGUGAGGGUCUGGGAUGCAAGUUAGGCUGGAACUUCACAAAGUGUGAACAGAGCCAAUCCUGCUCCUUCGGCCUGUCCAACAGCUUCCAGGUGCUCAACUUGAUCUCAGGCUUCGGUCCUCUUAUCACUGCUGGCUUGUUUGCUGCCAGCCUGUCAUCCGCCCUCGCCUUCCUCGUCUCUGCCCCCAAAGUAUUCCAGUGUCUCUGCAGGGACAACAUUUACCCUUACAUAGGCUUCUUCGGUAAGGGCUACGGGAAGAACGAUGAGCCGCUGCGUGCCUACAUCCUCACUUACUUCAUCGCACUGGCAUUUAUUCUGAUUGCCCAGUUGAACGUCAUCGCGCCUCUGAUCUCCAAUUUCUUUCUAUGUUCCUACGCCCUCAUCAACUUCAGCUGCUUCCAUGCGUCCAUCACCAACUCCCCAGGUUGGAGGCCAUCAUUCAAAUACUACAGCAAAUGGACUGCUCUGUUUGGGUCCAUCAUCUCUGUGGUGCUGAUGUUCCUGCUCACCUGGUGGGCAGCCCUCAUUACAUUUGGCAUUAUCCUCUUCCUGUUUGGAUAUGUUACAUACAAGAAACCAGAGGUCAACUGGGGCUCGUCAGUUCAGGCUGGAACCUACAACAUGGCUCUGUCCUAUUCAGUGUCUCUCUCUAGUGUAGCGGACCAUGUCAAAAAUUUCAGGCCACAGUGUCUGGUUCUAACUGGUCCUCCUAACUUGCGUCCAGCUCUGGUGGACUUUGUGGGCUCAUUCACUAAGAAUGUCAGUCUGAUGAUCUGUGGCGACAUUCUUAUGGACGAUGACAAGUCGGUCAUAUCGCAGCGAAACACAGACAAACUGGUCAAAUGGCUGAACCGCAGGAAGGUGCGCUCCUUCUACACCCCUUUCAAAGGAGACAGUCUAAGAGAGGGGGCUAGUCACCUCUUGCAGGCUGCCGGUCUGGGAAAGAUGAAGCCUAAUACGCUGGUCAUGGGCUUCAAGACUAACUGGCAGGAGUGCUCCCCCUCCAGUGUGGAGAACUAUGUUAACACUAUAUAUGACACCUUCGACUCCAACUAUGGAGUGUGUAUUCUCCGGAUGAUGGACGGCCUUGACAUUACAGAGGAGCUGCAGUGUGAAGCAAACCAGGCGUUUGAGAGUGAUGAGGCAAUCAAUUCAGACCACAGCGAAAAUUCAGAGGGGGAAUCAGAAGAGGAAAACACAAACCACAUCAUAAACGAUGAGAUCCGGACGGUUUUUCAGAACAAACAAGGGAAGAAGAACAUAGACGUCUACUGGAUCUCUGAUGAUGGUGGCCUGACGCUGCUGGUCCCCUAUCUGCUGACGAGGAGGAAGCGCUGGAGGAGGAGCAAAGUUCGAGUCUUUGUCAUUGGCCAGCAGCAGACCAAGGAGGAUGAACGCACAGAGAUGAUGGUUUUACUACGGAGAUUUCGACUGGAUGUCCAUGAUGUCAUCGUGAUAACAGACAGCGAACGGCCACCUUUUUCCAAAAACUUGAAUCGCUUUGAGGACUCUAUAGCCGGCUUCAGGCUCCGAGAAGGACAGCAGGCAGAGGGGCCAGCGCAUCAGGAAAGGACGGAGGGUCCUUGGAAAAUUUCAGACAAGCAGAUGGAUGCAUUCAGACUCAAGUCUGAGAGAAAGGUGAGGCUGAAUGAGAUCAUCAGGAGAAAUUCCAAACACGCUGCUCUGGUCUUAGUGUCGGUACCUGUCCCUCAGGGCGGCUGCCCCAGCUCUCUCUACAUGGCUUGGCUGGACGCACUGAGCUGUGGACUGCACUGCCCCAUCCUGCUGAUUAGAGGAAACCAGCAGAAUGUCCUCACCUUCUACUGCCAGUAACUCCCUCAUCCAGCACUCAUCAAGUAAUUAAUGUAGAAGAAAUCAAAGAAAUUUGAAUAAGUCUGUUAUUUGUACAAAUACAAUAUAUAACACAGUGGUUUAUGAACAGCUUUGUAAAUGAUGAUGAAACUCAAGUUCAGCAUUUGUAGAAUUCAGUUUGCCAUCAGUCCAUCCUGCCUGAUAUUUCUCGAUAUUUCUGACUUUGAUUUGCUGUAUAUUGGACUAGGAGCACCAAACUUAUUUAGAAAUGUGUUUUUAAUUAAUUAUGAGUCGGUUUCACGAGACAGAGAUUUCAAUUCCAUCUUUUUUUCUGCAAAGUUAAACGGUUGAGAUGUAAUCAGGGCGGUUUGGUGUGAAACUCUGUUCCAGAGAAACGUACCAAGUCAGAGCUGCUCACAGUGGUGGUGAUGGGAACCAGACGUCCCUCUAAAAGCUCCUCACAGAAAGUUCCUCCAUGAGCUGGUUCUGAAUUCACUGCCUGAUGACUGAGACGCUGUUUUACGACAGUUUAGUGAUGAAUGUUUGGACUAAACGUUUUGUAAUCAAUUUACUUUAAUCUGUUCACAGCGGAGGGAUACAUGUAGGGUGUUCUAACCCAAGCUAGUCCCCAAUAAAACGUUUUUGUUUCUAGAUUUUCCACUAUUUCACCAUCAGUAAGGAAAUCUGAGCCUGAAAGUUUCUCUAGGACGGAGCAUUUCACACCAAAACAACCUGAACGACUUUGUUCCCAUAGUAACCACUGAAUUAUAGGACAACACGUAUUUUGAAAAACAAGAGUUCCCCCUGAAGUGCAAGUAAAACGCACUCACUGAUUAUUUUCCCCUCGUUUCAUUUAUUUUCCCAAUAUUUCGCAGUUCAUUACUACGAACAGAUGUUAACUAAUUCUAGCAGUCAUAUAAAAUAAUAAUAAUAAUGAAAAAGGAGAUUUUUUAAAAAUGUAUUAAUGAAAUUUCUGAGCUUUUCUUAAUGCUGUGCAAAUUCAGAAACAAGAAUAUAGGAUUACAGCCGUGCUGGUUCCCCCCUCUGAAUUUGAAGCUCUUGCUGAUUAGGUGCUGAGUUGAAUCAGGUGAGUUAAAUGAGGUGCUGGACUCUUGAGUGCCAGGCAGGACAGCAGUCUGACUCUCUGUGUUCAGUGAAUCACUGUAAAAUGAAUGAACGGUUUUUGUGGUAUAUUUACUAUACGUUUGUAAAUACAGUGCAGAAGAUAAAUGAGUGAGUUCUGCUUUAUUUUAAUUAAAAUAAA